Messenger RNA from Aureobasidium musti, 672 nucleotides. NCBI's taxonomy places the organism in Eukaryota, Fungi, Ascomycota, Dothideomycetes, Dothideales, Saccotheciaceae. The record is from the annotation of a GenBank genome assembly.
AUGAUCAAUGCGAACCAUGGACCCACUCCUCGUGCUCAAGAGACUCUGGAACAGAAUCUGAGAGACGUUUCUCUCGCAGCAGUAGCAGAGCCCUACUUGGGUACCAUGUCUGGGCUGACAUUCGCAAAAUUAACCCAAGCAGUACUUCGAAGGCUCUCACCAGACGGUCGAGACUUUGUCUUCAGCCCACGCGUGGAUGGCAACGUGGUACCGCUAGAAGGAGCCACAAAUCUGCAUCUGGAACUUCUAAACAGUGUCUACUUUGAUUUCGACCAAGCCAUCGACUUUUCUCUGCUGGCAGGAGAAACAUCGUUACCCAUGAUUGAUACUACAAUACAGAAUGAAACAACACAACUUCCGGACCGGGCUGAGGUGCUACAUCUGGCAAAAUUCUACUUUGACCACUCUCACACUCUUUAUCCCAUAGUACAUCAACAAGAGGUCAUGACUGAUAUACAUUCAAUCUUGCUUGAUCCUGAGCACUACCUAACGCUGUCUCCACCAUGCAUGUUUCGGAUAUGGAUGGUAUUGGCCAUUGGCUCAACUACAUACUCUUCAAUCACACUAGCCGAGGAAUUUGUGUCCAGAUUGUAUUAUGAGAAGGCCAUGACAUACUUCGAUGCAUCGAUGGACUAUGGUGAUGUUGUGAGUUCUGCUUGUGAGAAACGCUGA